Messenger RNA from Musa acuminata AAA Group (dessert banana), 2980 nucleotides. Its product is annotated as G-type lectin S-receptor-like serine/threonine-protein kinase At1g34300. Gene Ontology annotation, biological process: protein phosphorylation; recognition of pollen. The record is from RefSeq and is a predicted model, not a curated record. Gene Ontology annotation, molecular function: ATP binding; protein serine/threonine kinase activity. The transcript has a single exon. The coding region runs from base 123 to 2762 and encodes 879 amino acids. NCBI's taxonomy places the organism in Eukaryota, Viridiplantae, Streptophyta, Magnoliopsida, Zingiberales, Musaceae.
AUCCGACGGUGGUGCGAGCCCACGUCACACGGGUUCGUCGCCUGUGACCGGCACGUUGGCGCCGUGUCACCUCCGCUGAACUCCACAGUCAACCGACGGACCUCUCUCCUAUCGUUCAACUUAUGGACUCCAAUUCUUCUCCCUUUCUUCCUUUAUUUCUCUCCCCUGUUGCGGCUCCGAUCGCCAUGAGAAGCGAAGGAGACAGCUUGAGCGGCCAAAAUAUGGGAUUGUGCGACAGAAAGGUGCGAUCUUUGCCUUCCCCUGUUCUACUCUUCCUCUCGCCCCUGCUGCUCCUCCUUGUCGGCUCCCUCUGGCUCGCCGGCGCGGCGGACAUCCCCCUCGGAUCCUCCCUCUCCCCCUUGAACUCGUCCUCCUGGUCGUCCCCCAGCGGGACGUACUCCCUCGGCUUCAUCUCCGACCCACAGAACACCUCCCGGUACCUCGCUGCCAUAACCUACUCCGGUGGCAUCCCCGUGUGGACCGCCGGCGGCGGAGCUUCGGUCGAUUCCGCCGCCUCCCUCCAGCUCCGCUCUGAUGGCAACCUCCGCCUAGUCGACGGCUCCGGCACGGUCGUCUGGGAGUCCGGCACCGCGGGCAAGGGUGUGUCCGCCGCCUCCCUCCUUGAUUCGGGCGACUUCGAGCUCAAGAACUCCACCGCCGUCGUCUGGGACACCUUCGUUAACCCCACCGACACCAUCCUCCAGUCCCAAAACUUCACCGUGGGCCAGACCUUGCGCUCCGGGGAGUACUCCUUCUCUCUUCUCGCGAACGGCAACCUCACCCUUACAUGGAACGGCAGCACCAUUUACUUCAACAAGGGCUUCAACUCCACCUUCACCGCCAACAAAACCCUGGCUUCCCCUUUUCUGACCCUCCAAUCCAAUGGGAUCGUCUCGCUCUCCGAUGCCUCCCUUUCCACCGCGGUGGUCAUAUCCUACAGCAGUGAUUAUGGCGAGAGCGGCGACAUGAUCCGGUUUGUGAAGCUGGAUUCCGACGGAAAUCUGAGAACUUACAGCGCCGUCCGAGGGAGCGGCGCCGCCAUCCAGCGGUGGUCGGCGGUCGCGGACCAGUGCGAGGUCUUCGGGUGGUGCGGCAACAUGGGGAUCUGCAGCUACAACGACACGUCCCCCGUCUGCGGGUGUCCCUCCGAGAACUUCAAUUUCGUUGACCCCAACGAUCACCGGAAAGGGUGCAAGAGGAGGACGGAGAUCCAGGAUUGCCCUGGGAACUCCACCAUGCUGCAGCUGAGUCACACCCAGUUCCUGACGUACCCGCCGGAGAUCUCCACCGAGCAGUUCUUCGUCGGCAUCACAGCCUGCAGGUUGAACUGUCUCUCAGGUGCCUCCUGUGUCGCUUCGACUGCGCUCGCCGAUGGCUCAGGAUUCUGCUAUCUGAAGGUGUCCAACUUCGUCAGUGGGUAUCAGUCGGCAGCAUUGCCGAGCACUUCCUUCGUCAAGGUGUGCGCUCCAGCCCUCCCCAACUCACCAUCAACACUGGACGAGGUCCACUCGGAGUCCUCGAAAUUGAAGGGCUGGGUGGUUGCUGUUUUGAUCUUUGGCACGCUCUUGGGGUUGAUACUCUUCGAGUGGGGGUUAUGGUGGUGUUUCUGCCGGAACAGCACAAAGUAUGGGCCAUCGUCGGCUCAUUAUGCACUUCUCGAGUAUGCCUCUGGUGCCCCUGUGCAGUUCUCGUACCGGGAGUUGCAGAAGUCGACCAAGCGAUUCAAAGAGAAACUUGGGGAAGGAGGUUUUGGUGCUGUCUACAAAGGUGUUCUUGCAAACCGUACAAUGGUUGCGGUGAAGCAGCUCGAGGGGAUCGAGCAAGGGGAGAAGCAAUUCAGAAUGGAGGUGGCGACGAUAAGCAGCACCCACCACUUGAACCUGGUCAGGUUGAUUGGAUUUUGUUCGGAAGGACGACACAGGCUUCUAGUCUAUGAGUUCAUGAAGAAUGGUUCUCUGGAUAGCUUCCUCUUCUCGGGGGACUCCUCAAGGAAACUAACUUGGGCAACACGGUUCAGUGUGGCGAUUGGGACUGCUAGAGGGAUCACUUACUUGCAUGAAGAAUGCCGGGAUUGCAUAGUCCAUUGCGAUAUAAAGCCAGAAAACAUUCUCCUUGACGAGAACUACAAUGCAAAGGUUUCGGAUUUUGGUCUUGCGAAACUUGUCAACCCGAAAGAUCAUAGGCAAAGGACUUUGACAAGCGUUAGGGGAACCAGGGGAUACUUAGCUCCCGAAUGGCUUGCUAAUCUCCCAAUCACUUCGAAGUCAGAUGUUUACAGCUACGGGAUGGUGUUGCUUGAGAUUGUGAGUGGGCGGCGCAAUUUUGAUGUAUCAGAUGAUACUGGUCGAAAAAAGUUCUCGGUGUGGGCCUACGAAGAGUUUGAGAAGGGGAACAUCAGAAGCAUCAUGGACAAGAGGCUUGCUGAGCAGGAUGUGGAUAUGGAGCAGUUGGAGAGGGCAGUGCUGGUGAGCUUUUGGUGCAUCCAAGAACAGCCCUCUCAAAGGCCAUCGAUGGGGAAGGUCGUGCAGAUGUUGGAAGGGGUAUUGGAUAUAGAGAGGCCUCCGGCACCAAAGGUCAUGGAUGUUGGCUUGGCAGUUGUCACCGCCAGUAGCGUGAGCACCAGCGUUGCCGUUUUCGCGACCUCAGCUUCAAUUCAGCCUCUAUCGAGCUCAUCACAGUCGAUCACGAACUCAUCAUCAGUUUCCCGGAGGAACGUACAGAAACAAACAUCAUCCCUCCUCUCCACAGAUCUUUCUUCCUAGUAGAAAAGAUAUGGAGUCCCAAAGUUUCCGCGUGUAUAACUAUUACAUGGAAUGUGCCUAAAUCUGCGUCUUUCACAGGACAUGACUUGAAAGUCCAAUGGAUCAGCUUAUGUAAGUUAUUAUAGUUUUUCUCAUGUAACAUUCUACAAGUUCGUCCAAACUGAGAUUGUUGAAGCUUAUCGCCAUGUGUAUAGGAAUAAAAAGAUGAAGGUUAGUUA